AUGCCUCAUCUGCGUCGACAACCCAACCCGCGCGAUCUCCCCAACCAGGAUCCAGCACAGGGGAAUCUCCGCGCCCAAUUCCACACCCCGCCAGCGCGACACACACCCUCAAACCCAACCCACCGACUCCCACCAUCAACAGGUCCAAAUGUGAUCACACCCGACGCACUCGCCCAGGCGGGACACCCCGUCCAAAUAAACCCCUUUACAAUCUUCGGCCGACCAGGAGUGGCACAACCUCCACCAGAGACAAUGGAUGACGACGAAUUCGACGAGGACUACGACCCGCGGGGGAUGGCGCAGAUAGGCGACGACGAACCACUCGACCACGACGAUUCCUUCGAGGUCGAAGACGGCACUGAAGGGCAAUACGAUGACUCCGACAUUGACGGCGAGGAACUGGAAGAGGAGGAGGUUGUCCAGGAUCACUUCGACGAGGAAGAAGACCCCGACGAGGAGAUGCACGAUCGAGAAAAGUCCCCUUCCCCUUUACCGCCGAACCUGCGUGAGAUCUCAUCUCUAGCUUCCUGGACAGUGUCGACCUCCAAACCGGGCUGCGGCGUUGCAGCCCUCCGCAACGCCUCCCCAUCCCAAUAUUGGCAAUCCGACGGCCCGCAGCCACAUACUUUAACGCUACAUUUCUUCAAAUUAGUCGCUGUUGUCCGGAUCCGAGUAUACCUCGACUUUGAACUAGACGAAAGCUACACACCUACGAAAAUGAUCUUCGCCGCCGGGAUGGGUGGCAACGAUCUAGUCGAGUUCGCAACAUGGGAAGGCGAUGGCCCAUGCGGGUGGGUAGAUGUACCAUUAGAAGGGGUUGGCGGACGAAACGGCGGCUGGGUACAGAAUGACGCGGGAAGAAGGAAACGUCGGUCGACGAGUUUGCGGCGACGGCGCCGAACUACGUACCGGAACUGUGACAAUACAGACCCUGACCACGAACAUAAUGAAGACUGUGAUCCAUUUUACGAAGAUGAAGACGAGGAGGGGGAUAGCCAGGACGACCAGGAUGAUCCUUAUUCGGGGAAUGUGCUUAAGGCUAUGGUCAUCCAGAUGCGGAUUAUGGAGAAUCAUCAGAACGGGAAGGAUACGCAUGUUCGGGGCUUCCAGGUUUUUGCGGCUGAUGAUAGUCGACGUCGGGUCCUUGCAGCGCCUUCUGCUUCUGCUGAUGUGAGGCUGAGGCGGCCUUCGCUUCGUGCUUCUCAUGAUCUGCGUGGGCGGGUGAGCGAUGGUGUUGAUACGGAGAGGUUGACUGCGCCUUCUGGUCUUGAUGAGCCGGAUUGGAUGGGUGAGCCGGUGAUACGAUGA
Molecule: messenger RNA, 1308 nt
Organism: Penicillium canescens
Lineage: Eukaryota; Fungi; Ascomycota; Eurotiomycetes; Eurotiales; Aspergillaceae
Product: anaphase promoting complex subunit DOC1
Exons: 2
Coding region: 1-1308 (435 amino acids)
Biological process (GO): protein K11-linked ubiquitination; anaphase-promoting complex-dependent catabolic process
Cellular component (GO): anaphase-promoting complex
Source: RefSeq, a predicted model, not a curated record